This is a messenger RNA of Penicillium vulpinum, 771 nucleotides long. It is a transcript of the gene vip1, whose product is annotated as putative actin cytoskeleton protein (VIP1). The transcript has 3 exons. NCBI's taxonomy places the organism in Eukaryota, Fungi, Ascomycota, Eurotiomycetes, Eurotiales, Aspergillaceae. Gene Ontology annotation, molecular function: RNA binding. The coding region runs from base 1 to 771 and encodes 256 amino acids. The record is from RefSeq and is a predicted model, not a curated record.
AUGUCUCACUCUACUGUUCACGUUUCUGGCAUCUCGUCAACAACCUCCGAGAAGGAGGUUCGUGACUUCUUCAGCUUCUGUGGAAAAAUUGUCACUCUCUCUAUCACCCCAGUUUCUGGCGAACCCGACGCUCAGAAGUCUGCCACUGUGACUUUUGAGAAGGAAGCCGCUGCCAAAACUGCCCUUCUCCUUGAUCAGACACAGCUUGGCACCUCUGCCGUGCACGUCGAAGCAGCACACAACAUUGAAGACAUCGCCGGAGCGCAAGCCACUGGCGCAGGAGGCGAGACCACUAAGGAAGAAGAGCACCACAUCGCACAAGAAGACAAGCCCCGCUCACGCAUUGUCGCAGAGUACCUGGCGCACGGGUAUGUGGUGAGCGACAAUGCGAUCAUGAAGGCAAUCGCGCUGGACAAGAAGCACGGAGUCUCAAACCGCUUCACGUCGGCGCUUAACAACUUCGAUAAGAAGUACAAUGCCACUGAGCGCGCUAAGGGUAUUGAUGAUAGCUACCAAAUCUCCACUAAGGCGGCCACUGGCUGGCGCGGCCUAAGCUCGUACUUCGAGAAGGCCCUGGAGCACCCCUCCGGCCAGAAGCUGCGUGACUUUUAUGUUCAGACCGAUAAGCAGGUGCGCGAUAUCCACGCCGAGGCUCGUCGCCUGGCAGAUCUGAAGCAGGGUAAGAGUGGCGAGGCUACGCCUGCUGCUGCUGAGCCCGUUGCUGCUGCUCCUCAGCCUGAAGCUGCUGCUGCCCCUUCUGAGAAGGCGUAA